AUGGCCGGAGGAGAAGACUCAAACAAAACCGAAGAAGGCUCUAUUGAUCCUUCAUCAUCAUACUAUCUCCACCCUUCCGAUCUUCCCAAACAACUUCACGUAAAUGAAGUUCUCACCGAUGGGAAUUAUGCGGAUUGGGCACAAGAGAUGUCCAACUUCUUAUACGCCAAAAACAAAAUGGAUUUCGUCGAUGGAACCAUUCGAAAACCAGAAACCGCCUCCUCCGAGUACAAACCUUGGAUGAGAUAUGAUGCAAUGAUAAAGGGUUGGCUUACUGCUGCUAUGGAGAAGAACGUUCGUGACAGCGUGAAGUAUGCCAUAACGUCCUCAGAGAUAUGGGCAGAUCUACGAGAAAGGUUUGGGAAGGAGAGUGCUCCAAGGGCCUACGAACUGAAGCAAAAGAUCACAACGACCCGACAUGAUGGCACCAGCGUUUCCACGUAUAAUACUCGUCUUAGGGCUCUAUGGGAUGAGUCACAAUCGAUUCAGUCCUUUCCGCGCUGCUCCUGCAACAAAUGCACCUGUGAAGUUGGUAAGAAAAUCAUGGAACACCUUGAAAAGGACGUUUAUACGAAUUUCUUUUGGGUUUAG
Messenger RNA from Cynara cardunculus var. scolymus (artichoke), 591 nucleotides. RefSeq lists its product as uncharacterized. The transcript has a single exon. NCBI's taxonomy places the organism in Eukaryota, Viridiplantae, Streptophyta, Magnoliopsida, Asterales, Asteraceae. Bases 1 to 591 code for a protein of 196 amino acids. The record is from RefSeq and is a predicted model, not a curated record.